UCCAAGGAAUCUCUUCCGGUUAGCUCCGGAGUGGUGCCCUGGAUGUAGCCCGGGCGAUAGCGUUCUUUUCCCCCGCCCCCUCCUCCCCUCCCCUCCUUUCCCCUCCCCGGAGCCCCAGGGUCAUGGGAGCUUCCAGGAGACUCGGAUGCAAGCUCUUACCCGAUUCCCUCCCUUUCCUUGUUGACCACAGAGGCUGAAACACCCCAGUCUGAGGACGUAGUAUACCUUACCUUUAAGAAGUGGGAAACUCCUGGGAAGGACUUGAUCCUGGCCUGCAAGUCCCACCAUGCCCAAGCGAAGAGUGACCUUCCAGGAUGUGGGAGUCGAAGAGGAUGGAGAGGAUCUCCCCAAAAAGAAGUUGGUGGAUCCUGUGACAGGAGCAGGGGGCCCUGGGAGCCGGUUCAAAGGCAAACACUCUUUGGACAGUGAUGAAGAAGAUGAUGAUGAGGAUGGUUCUAGCAAGUAUGUCAUCCUAGCCUCAGAAGAUGUGGAAGGUCAGGAGGCAGCCACACUCCCAAGUGAGGGUGGUGUUCGUAUCACACCCUUCAACCUGCAGGAGGAAAUGGAAGAGGGUCACUUUGAUUCUGAUGGCAACUACUUUCUGCACCGUGAUGCUCAGAUUCGGGACAGCUGGCUGGACAACAUUGACUGGGUGAAGAUUCGGGAGCGCCCUCCAGGCAAGCCCCCUGCCUCAGAUUCAGAGGAAGACAGUCCUGGCCAGACACCAUUGGGCCCUCAAGCCCUCCUAGAGGGUCUCUUGGAGAUGUUGUUGCCAGGGGAAACAGUUGCUGGGGCACUUAGGCGGCUAGGUGCUCGGAAGGGUGGUGAAGGACCCCAGCGACCAAAUUCCCCACAGCGAUUAGACCGGCUCUCAGGAUUGGCUGACCAGAUGGUUGCCCGAGGCAACCAUGGAGUAUACCAGGAGACCAGGGAACGGCUAGCUGUAAGGCUGAAAGCACUAGGGGGCCGCACACCAGGGCUCUCGGACACAGCACCUCGUCCUGUCCUGGACAUGUUUGCUGAAGAGGUUGGGGAGGGGGAGCUGGAGACCCCAACCCCAGCCCAAGGAGGAGAAGCAGCUGCCAUGGGGGAUGGCUUGGCUGAUGUGAUGUGGGAAUAUAAAUGGGAAAACACAAGUGAUGCAGAGCUCUAUGGGCCCUUCACCAGUGCCCAGAUGCAGGCUUGGGCAGAUGAUGGCUAUUUCCCAGAUGGUGUUUAUUGCCGGAAGUUGGAUCCCCCGGAAGGCCAGUUCUACAACUCCAAACGGCUUGACUCCCAGACACCCUUGCUUUCUGGGUCUUAGGGAGACUUCACCUGUUGUCAUGGAGAUAAUAUCCCCUUUGACUUUGUUGCUCCUCAUCCUCACUGAAUGUUCCUGGGCUUCAGCAAACUCACAUGUAGAGCCUACUGACUUCCAGCCCCUGGAUACGAUGUCUGUGACAAUCUCUUCCUCAGCUAUGAACUCCUCAAACUCUCCCUUGGCUCUGGAAGCCACACUCUUGCCAACCUCAAAUUCAGAUCUGAUCUCCACGCCCUCUCCAACCCUGGAUGGCAGUCCUUUGACAUCCUUGGCCCCAGACCACAUAUCCUCCUUGCCCCUGAAUGCCAAGGACUUGGAGGCCUCUAUCCAGAGAGAGAAAGCUCUCGAACUAAAUGAUUCAAAGGCCCAGACUCUGGAAGUCAACUCAGAUCUGCCUGUAUCCAUGACAGUAGAGGCCAGGGAUAACAUUCUUACCACUGAGGUGGCAUCUUCCACCACUUGGACUUUCAUAGCCUCUGGACUGACCUCAAUGGAUAAAGAGGCCCCUAGUAGUACCCAGAAACUGGCCACACAUACAUCCACUCCAACUAAGUCUUCUGCUAGUCUCAUUGGUACAGCUACCAUGGUAGCAUCUCCCUCCUCCAUAUCCCCUCCUUUGGUUACCAGUACAGAGCAAGGGGAGAAGACCACCCCCGUCUUUAAAGAAACAACCUCCUCUAAGGUUAUUUCAGCUAAUACAACCAUCUCUAGCAUGACAAGUUUCCAGGUGUCCCAGGUUAGUGAGACUACAUCUUUCAUCUCAUUAACCCAUGCGUCUCCUGAAAAUGAACAGAGGCAGGAUGGAGGUACCUCCCCAGUGGUAAUUCUGGUUGUGGUUCUCCUGGUGAUGACUUUCUUGGUCAUCUUAUUCUUGCUGUGGCGCCGGCGACAGAAGAAGAGGACAGGAGCUCUGAUGCUUGUGGGGAGUGGGAAAAAUAAAGGAGCUAGAGAUGCUUGGGCUGGGCCAGUUCAGGUUGCAGAGGACCAGGCUCCAUCUGGGUCAGCAGCAAUGGAAGGGGACACAGGGAACCCUGAAGGUGAAGGGACUGGCCGUAGGCCCACACUCACCACCUUCUUUGGCAAACGAAGGUCUCGACAGGGUUCUGUGAUGCUGGAGGACCUGGAGGCUGGGGCAGCCACCAAGAACUUCAAAGAGGAGGCUGUAUCCCUUAUGGAAAAUAUGGAUGGAACUAUAGAGAACCCAGAAGCUGAUGGAUCAGUUGCUGAUGGCUCAAAAGCAGGAGAUGGGAACUUGCCCUCAGUCCCAGUGACCAACGUGUGAAGGGACCAAGAUCAUCAAUUGCCAUGGGCAGGGUCCAGCCUCACUCGAGACUCUAGGGUUUCCUUACAGGUGGUGAAGGAUCAGUCAAAAUAACAAAGGGAAGACUGCUUUGCAUCUGAUAGCUGCUCUGCCAUACUGUAAUAAAUAAUGAUAAAGUGUGUUGAA
Monodelphis domestica (gray short-tailed opossum) is the source of this 2747-nucleotide messenger RNA. The record is from RefSeq and is a predicted model, not a curated record. Lineage: Eukaryota; Metazoa; Chordata; Mammalia; Didelphimorphia; Didelphidae.